AUGACAACGCCCAAGACGCUUCCUACCCAGGACGCAGCAAACGGUGACUGCAUGAAGCUGUCAGUGUUGCUGCUGCUGGCCCUGCCCGCUCUCUCCUCAGCUUUCAGUCCUCUGGACACCCGGAAUAACACAGAGCAGAGAAAUGUGUCAUUCAUGAACUCAGAUCAACCUCACCUGACUGGUACUAAGUUGAGGCAGAAGAGGCAGAUUCAGUCUUCGGUCUUUGCCAAUGGCUCGAACCUGAAGUGGGUGACCUGGAACAACUCUGUCCCAAACAAUUCUGUUUCAAUUUACAAUAGUAAUUUCCAACGCACAGAUUACAUCUGCAAACACAAAUGUGGGGCUGGCUUUUAUACCCCCGGCGAGGGUCCUCAUUGCUACUAUGCUUCUGCAGAGAAGGCAUCUUAUGGUUCUCCGUUUGCGCUCCUGGUGAAUCAAAACAACUUUGAGAUCCUAGAGUGGAAGAAGGAUUCAGGAGGUUCAGUGCCAAAGAGUUCAGUCAAAACCUGCCCUGGAGGGGACAUUUACGUAGGAAAAAGCAAAUAUGGACUUGGAAACGUUGCUACUAAAGCUAAGAGCUUCUACCUGCCUUGGGAAGGUCAAGUAUAUACGUAUGAAAAAUACGAGGUACUGACCAUCACUGAGGAUAUAAACAGCCAGGAGAUCUACGACGUGAAAUACCACAAGGACAAGUCUAAAAUGGUCAACUAUCCUCCAGAGAUCAUUGGGAAAACAUCCAUCACUAACAAGGAAAGCAGAUCAGUGGUAAAAAAGGAUACCUUCUCAAAGACAUAUCAGACUCAAAGAAGGUGGGAUCACGAAAUCUCUGUUAAACUUGGAACUAAAACGACUGUUAAAGCCGGCAUACCUUUCUUUGUUGAUGGACAAAUUGAGAUCAGCAUUGAAGUGGCAUACCGGCACAACUGGGGAACAACGGAGACAGAAACCGUCACCAAUACUAUUAAUCUGGAGAUCACAGCCCCGCCAAACCAUUCCUGCAUUGUGAACAUCGUGCGCUAUAAGAACAAAGUUGACAUCCCUUUCACAGCACUCAUCAGACGCACCUAUGCUAACGGAGAGAUCCACAUAACGUCCAUCACUGGGACGUAUAACAGCGUUGAUGUUGCUGAAGUGCGGGCAGUGGUCGAGCGAUGUGAACCUUUAGACAAUUCCAAGUCCUCUGCACAUACCAUAUCUGCAGGUUUGAUGCAUUUUGUUCUGCUUUUGAUUAUAUCAAGUUUGUUUUCUGGUUGAAUUUCUAAUACGCUUAUUGUACCCUUCUGAAAUAAGCCAAACUAAUAGUAUACGGAAUAGCAACAUAAUUUCCUGGAGAUGUGGAGAUGUAAAGUUUUAAAGCAGAGAUAGUUAAAUUGACGGCAGCUGGAAACCUGAGUCUCACACACCUUCAAUCACGCACACACACAUACACACACACAUACACACACACACACACA
Messenger RNA from Trematomus bernacchii (emerald rockcod), 1454 nucleotides. RefSeq names its product natterin-3-like. The record is from RefSeq and is a predicted model, not a curated record. The transcript is spliced from 3 exons. The coding region runs from base 1 to 1254 and encodes 417 amino acids. Lineage: Eukaryota; Metazoa; Chordata; Actinopteri; Perciformes; Nototheniidae.